Molecule: messenger RNA, 2186 nt
Organism: Panicum virgatum (switchgrass)
Lineage: Eukaryota; Viridiplantae; Streptophyta; Magnoliopsida; Poales; Poaceae
Product: extracellular ribonuclease-like
Exons: 8
Coding region: 70-1671 (533 amino acids)
Molecular function (GO): nuclease activity
Source: RefSeq, a predicted model, not a curated record
GUCAGCAAAAUUCGGCAGUUCGGCUAACCUGCUCCAUCGCCGCCGAAGGGAGCGGCAAGGCCGGCGCCCAUGGCCACCAUCCUCACCGCAUCCUCUUCCUCCCCCACUCCUGCCCGCGGCGCUGCGCCAGCAAGAACCUGUCGCUCCAUCGCCGUCCGUCGCCCAUCCUUUCCAUAUCGCUGCCGUAGUUGCCGCGGCAAGAAACCAAGCCCUGGACCCACUGCGUCACCGUUGCUCUUGCUCCCGGAGAGCUCCCUCCCGCUGUGGCUGGACCGGUGCCUCCACGCGCUGGUCACUGCCGCGCUCGCGCUCGCGCUGUCUGGCCUGCCGCUUCUCCCGGCUGCCCACGCCUCCUCCUCCGUGGGUGUGCGUUCACCGCUGGACGCCGCCGCGUACCCCUGCGAAGAUGUCAGGCGCUACUACGCUGGCCUUGAAGGCCUGGCUGGCGACGAGCUGAGGGCGAAGCUCGCCGCCGUCGUCUCACCUCACACCGCCCUGCGGUACAAAGAUGUGUGGGAGGCGCUCAAGAUUCUCGAUGCAGCUGAUGCAGAACACCCUGAGGCAUCAUCUAAAGUGAUUGAGAUAUACUCGCAGAGAGCAGUGCCGAAGAUCUUAGCAGGCAAACCAGAUGGAUGGAAUAGGGAACACCUAUGGCCUCGAUCAUAUGGCCUAAGUUAUGGACCAGAGCUAACUGAUCUUCACAACAUACGUCCUGCAGAUGUCAAUGGUCAGCUAGUAAACUCUUCAAGGGGAAACAAAUAUUUUGGAGAAUGUACUGCCACAUCAAUAAAUUGUGCACGACCAGCAAAUCGUGAAGCCGCAUCUGACACCGAGACAGACGCUGAAAAGUGGGCACCUCCGUAUCAGGUGCGUGGAGAUGUAGCUAGGUCCCUGAUGUACAUGGCAGUAAGCUAUGGAUCUGACCAGGAUGGAACACCACAUCUGGAACUUUCUGAUUCACCAAGUAUUCAAAGAAGAAACAUGGGUCUCCUAUCAGCUCUUCUACGGUGGAAUGAACUUGAUCCGCCAUCAGGACCUGAGCAGCUUAGAAAUGACAGAGUCUGCAGCCUUUACCAGCAUAAUCGAAAUCCUUUUGUUGAUCAUCCAGAAUAUGCAAAUCUUAUAUGGAGGAACCCUCCUGCCGAAAGUUCACCUUUCACAGGGAAAACACAGAAGGCUUGGAUCAAUGAGUUCCACUAUGAAAAUAAAGGCAAAGAUGAGAAUGAGUUUGUUGAAUUAGUGAUACAUACAUCUUUAGAUGCAAAGGAUCUCAUUCUUGCACUGUAUAAUGGAGCAAAUGGGCGAAUGUACUGCUCUCUUAAUCUAGCAGACAGGGAAGCCUUCACUGUCACAGAAGGCAGUUCUGAUUAUCUGUUAUACACAGUGCGUACACCUCUCCAAAAUGGACCAGCUGAUGGCAUAGCUCUAGUCUACUGUAGAGACAUGCACCAAGCUGAAGUCUUGGAAUUUUUGUCCUAUGAAGGGAGCCUGAGAGCUGAGGAUGGACCUGCCAAGGGUUUAGUCUCCACAGAUAUCAUGAUCAAGGAGACUGAUGAGUCAUCCAAUCAAGGUUCGCUGGGACUUACUGGGAGCAAAAUUCUAGAGUUUGCAUGGAAAACGAUAGCAGGGAGUGCAACACCGGGGAAGCUGAAUGCUGGACAGAUGUUCUAGUGCAAUUUACCAUCUGUCCACGGGAAACCCCAAAAUUGGAGGAGGUAGCAAACAACUUGUACAACUGAAGGUUAUUCAGGUCUGCAACCCUGAUUUAUAGAUCAUAAGUGGAAGCUAACGUUAUUUGGCAUUCCUUCAUUUGUGACUUCUAAAAGAAAAGGAAGACUAAACAUACAAUGAACAAAACUUCAGCAUGUUCCAUUAUUGAGACUAAUUGCCCCAUGGAGGCGCUAUGGACAUACAGGAGUUUGAGGUCCAAUUGAUAUGCGAAUAAGCCAAAAGAUCAAGUAUUAUUUUCUUCAAAGAAUUGACAGCUGGGUUCCUAUUAAUUUUCAUCAAAACACCUUACGACACCUAUUGAUGGACUUGGAAGUGAAUGAAUUCGUUGAUGGCUCUGUAGAUUGUAGAUGGGCUCUUUUUAUCGUUCUGAAUUUCUGUAUGGUUUUCAUGCAUGAACCAGCAUGGUUGGUAAACAGUGUGAUUUCAGUACACGCCAACGUGAUAGUUUAUAGACA